AUGGCCUAUUACUCCUAUUUGAUUAGUUUCGCUAUUGAUCCAGUUCAGAGCGGUUUUGUCUGCCGUAGUUUGCCGAAUUAUAAACAAUUCAAAGGACUGAAUGCAUUUAACGAAUACUUUGAUAUGUUGAAGCCGGGUACAGAUGCGAAAAGUAUUCCUGAUGUUUGGCCUGGAUAUUACAGAAUUGCUUUGGUUCAAUUUCAAAGUCGAGAUUUACCGCAAGUACUAGAAGAGAAGGUUAAAUCAUUACAUCCAGAACUUACCAGUGGCCCAAUACAAGAGCCGUUGUUUAAGACUUCGAAAAUGGAUAUUUCUCCCGAAUGCUUUCGAUUUGGCGAAGAGUGUGUAAAGGAAUCCAUGGCUUUAUACAUGACCCGUUCGUCCAAGUUAACAUUGACCGCUGCUCUUGAAGAAAUUCGAAGCAGAAUUAAUCCUAAAACGUGGAUCAUGAUACCGGAAGAUGAACUUCACAUGGUCAUUCAUCUGUAUGGUAGACAAUUGACAUGGCAACAAGUCGAAGAAAACCAUAUUCCUGCAAGCGUCAUGGCACACCCUAUUGAAUUUUAUCAGACAAGAUUGGAGAUAAUUCCAAGUCGGAACGCGGCCAAGUGGUCUUAUGAAGAGACCGGUGAUUUAUGGAGACUUGGUGUUACCACACUCGGUGGAUAUUGCUCGGGUUGCUGGCAUCGCAUACGAAGAAAGGAGUGGCGUGGUGUAUGUCCGGCAUGUAUGCAAUACGAACGUGUCAAACCAGUCUGGUCUGUUUCAAUUUCAUCGUCGCCUGAUUCAUCGAAAGAUUCAAACUCGAAUCGAACAACAAUGGAGCCUCCUUUAGAUCUGAGCUCUUUGCGAUUGGAGAAACAACUGCCAUCCAACAAUAAUUUUGAUUCGCCGUAG
Adineta ricciae is the source of this 897-nucleotide messenger RNA. The record is from the annotation of a GenBank genome assembly. Lineage: Eukaryota; Metazoa; Rotifera; Eurotatoria; Adinetida; Adinetidae.